UCGAUCAGCGCCAGGAUGCUCCAAACAGAGUGCCACCACGCAGUCUAGUGGCACCAUCACACCAGGGCACUUCUGGCACUCCUGCACCUCGCUACGGCACUCUCCCAGGCACUCACCAGGACCCCUAACACUCUCAACAGACUCACACAGGUGCACAUGUGUGUACGUGAGACAGCAUGAUGGACUUACAUGCUGGCUCCUGCUUCUCCACCUACUUCCUGCUGCUACUGCUGGUGCUCCUGACACUCCUGCUGGAUGGGGCUACUGCUGCCCCUCCCUCCCCAGCAGGUACUAAGCGCUCAGUUGAGAACAUCGAGUUUGGUAACCAACAGAAUCCACCAGUCAGCCUACUGGAUGACACAGCCUUACCGGGAGUCUUCCCUUCCAGCGAGACUACUGAUGAGAAUACAAUAGGCGAGGGUGGAGGAGGAGGAGGAGGGAGACUAGAAAUACAGCAGCAAGUGAACGAAGAGCUACAACAGCAGCAGCAACAGCAGCAGCAACAGCAGCAGCAACAGCAGCUGCAACAGCAGCUGCAGAGUGAGGAGGAGGAUUCCCAGCAGCAGGACUCACAGGAAGAGGAAGGGAAUGAGGAGGAGGAGGAGGUUAGGCAUGGAGGUGGAGGCAGCAGCUGGAUGUCUCCUGCCUCACCCCGUCUCCAUCUGUAUCAUCCACGAUGGGGAAUGCCAGUGGUGUACGGUGCAGCUGCCUACCCAGUACGACGCCGUCGCUCCGUGCACUCUCCAGCACGACGUCCUGACCCUCGAAAGGUGCCCCAGGUGCCACUGAAGGUGCUGAGGGCAGGUCAGCGACACAAGCGUGACCUGAGGCGCUACAGACGUGACCUGGCAACAGGUGGUGACCUGGAGAAGCUUCUAUCAGAUGUUGAUGUUGUUGAACUGCUGGCCAUGUUGGCCCGACCCCCUCACCGUGGCCAGGGUGGCUACGGAACCGUCACUUAUGCUCCAGCACCACCCAGGUACGCACCACAACCCAAGCUCUUCCCAGACUACGAGGAUGAGGAGAGUGAAGUAGAGGAGACUGAGGAGGAGAGUGGAGGAGCAGGAGGAGUGUCUCUCUUGCCACAGUCUGUAAGAGCUACACACCUGCCCCAAGCAGUGAUGGUUCCAGCUGGAGGUCGCGUGUGGAGGAGGUCUGGAGGUUAUGGCCUCUCAUCGAUUCCAGGCUUCAAGAGGUCAAGUUCAGCCUUCAGAGCCAACAAGCCUCGUCCUCCUCUUCAAGGCUUCACUCAGGGUGAUCUAUACUCCUUGGCCGCCAUGUUGGGUGCAGAGCUGGACCCUGUCACCCACCGACUCCGUCGAGCUGCCAUGUAAGGUGCCACCCCCUGGCACUUAUCAUCUCUGCUGAAGAGUGCCACACUUUUACCCUCAUCACAGCAUCUUUACAAAAGUCAUUGGUACCAGUCCAGACCAAAUGGCAUCCAGUGGUCGCAUCAUCAAGGCGUUAUAAUAAUAAUAAUAAUAAUAAUAAUAAUAAUAAUAAUAAUAAUAAUAAUAAUAAUAAUAAUAAUAAUAAUAACGAUAAUGAUAAUAAAUAGUUUUCCGUACUCCCUGGAGUUGAUAACUCUCUGCUUCACCUCUUCUAGCCAGCCUGAUCCCUCUCAUAGUUGACCUACUCACAUAUACAGUAUUACUCAAGUGUUGUAUUACUCAGACAUACAGUAUUACUCAAGUGUUGUAUUACUCAGACAUACAGUAUUACUCAAGUGUUGUAUUACUCAGACAUACAGUAUUACUCAGACAUACAGUAUUACUCAGACAUACAGUAUUACUCAGACAUACAGUAUUACUCAGACAUACAGUACUACUAACACUGUGUUGCAUCGCUCAAACACACUAAAAAAUAAAUGUUCUUUUAUAAUGGCUGAGAUAAUGUGUGAAAAACAAUGUCGACAUUUUGAAGACAAUGUUGAUUAUCAGAUCCUGAAUAUAUUACUUGAAGUUAUCAGAGUAAUUAAUGAAAUCUAAGAGAAUGUGACACAGAAAGACACCAGCUGAUGGUAUCAACAAUCAGAUGAAUACCGAUAACCAGUAGUAUCAUAUACUAUCAUGCAAUUAUAAAUAUGUAUGAUUUAAGGGUAUAGAAAGUCACUUUUGCCUUUCUUAUUCUGUCUGAUUUCUACCUCUGUCUGACUGUAUAAUAUCAGUUUAUAUAUACUGAGACACACUCAUACACCAGUUAUAAUCCUUCACACACACACACACACACACACACACACACACACACACACACACACACACACACACACACACACACACACACACACACACUCACAUUUCACAAAUCUACUGAAUGGAAACAGUAAUAAUUAUCAAUGUUAAUAAGAUGGAAGGUCUACCUGUCUGUAUUGAGAAAAAUUAAGAAUAAAGUUGAGUGUAGGUUGUGAUGAUAUGUAAGAUGUGCUUCUAUGUACCUUGUAUCUUUCUCUGUAUUAUCCCUGUACAGGAGUUAUCUUGUGUUCUGUAAUAGGUCACAGCCUCUCUGAUAGGAUGACUUGUAUGUCCUGAGGAUGAGACAUAUAUCCUGGGAUAUCACAGACUAUGAAUAAAUCAGUUAGUCAGUACUGGAGGUAUGCCCAGGGGUAUGAGACAUAGCCUUGGUAUAUUCCAGUGAUUUAAUAUAAUCCUUUAAUUAUUGA
Messenger RNA from Cherax quadricarinatus, 2659 nucleotides. RefSeq lists its product as uncharacterized. Lineage: Eukaryota; Metazoa; Arthropoda; Malacostraca; Decapoda; Parastacidae. The record is from RefSeq and is a predicted model, not a curated record.